Molecule: messenger RNA, 2949 nt
Organism: Myxocyprinus asiaticus (Chinese sucker)
Lineage: Eukaryota; Metazoa; Chordata; Actinopteri; Cypriniformes; Catostomidae
Product: zinc finger protein 64-like
Exons: 6
Coding region: 185-2137 (650 amino acids)
Biological process (GO): regulation of transcription by RNA polymerase II
Cellular component (GO): nucleus
Molecular function (GO): DNA-binding transcription factor activity, RNA polymerase II-specific; RNA polymerase II cis-regulatory region sequence-specific DNA binding
Source: RefSeq, a predicted model, not a curated record
CUGUCGCAAAACCAGCAACACUGUCGAACAGGACACAAAACAACAAGAUAAAGUCGAUAAGUGUUAUACAAUACUGAACAUGUUAAUUCCAGCAAUGUCACUUCAAAUAGAUGAUUAAUUUAAACAUCAGUCCAGUGUCAGUCCAUGUCUCUGACUGAGAAUCACAGCUGACACCUUCAUCCAGAUGGCCUCAUUCAACGGAGAAGGAAUAAACCACCUGUUAGUAGAAGUGAGUCCAGACCUUCACAUCUGCGGCUUCUGCAAACAGCAGUACAACAACUUUGAACUCUUUCUUGCGCACAAGCAAACUGGCUGCCAGAUACCCUCAAGUCAUAUAUCACCAAGAAAUGCUGGAGCCAAAGUCAAAAAGAGCAUCCCCAAAACCCAGAAGACCCCCUCCAAAAAGCUGAAACCUGCACAAACUCAAAAACGACACACAUGCACCUUCGCAGGAUGUACAUUCAAAACCCAGCAUGGCCAAAAAGACAUGGAGAGACAUUUAUUAACUCACACAGGUGAGAGGCCAUUUGAGUGUGAACUCUGUCAUAAACGCUUCAGCCGUCGUGAUAAACUGAAUCUUCACAGCCGUUUGCACACGGGAGAGAAACCGCACAAGUGUAAGUACUGCCCAUAUGCGGCGGCCGACAGCAGUAGCUUGAAGAAGCAUCUUCGUGUCCACUAUGACGAGAGACCCUUUAAGUGUCAGAUAUGCCCAUACGCCAGCCGCAAUUCCAGCCAGCUCACCGUUCACCUUCGAUCUCACACAGGUGACGCCCCAUUCCAGUGUAAUCAGUGCGACGCCAAAUUCAAGGUCAACUCCGACUUGAAGCGCCAUAGUCGGGUCCACUCCGGUGAGAAGCCUUAUAAAUGCGACCUCUGUGAGUACCGCUGUGCCAUGAAGGCCAAUUUAAAACCACACGUCGAGCUUAAACACAGCGCCAUCGACUCCUUUCGCUGCUCUGAGUGCGAAUUCCAGUGUUCCACCAAAACCUCCCUACGGCACCAUUCCCGCGAGCACCAGCCUCCCCAGCCACUACAGUGCAGCGAGUGCAGUUACUCCUGCUCCAGCAAGGGGACGCUCAAGAUCCACAAGCGGGUGCACUCGGACGAGCGGCCCUUUAAAUGUGAACACUGUUCUUUUGCGAGCAAGCAGCCCAGUAAUUUGUUAAUUCACAGGAGGAAGUGUCACGCAGAUAAGCUGGACAGACAAAAAAGGUCAGGACGGGGGGGCGGGGUUGGGGAGGAGCCGCCCAAACGAGCGAGAUUAGAGGCAACGCGAGCGUUUCGUUGUGACUUGUGCGAGGCUUCGUUCGUAAGGGAAGAUUCUCUUCGCUGCCACAAGAGACAGCAUAAUAGUAAUGCACAACAACAAAGUCUCAAUCGGGGGUCGACAGUGUCACAAACCGCUGCCAAACAGUCCGUGCAGGAUGUAGGACAAGCCAGCGUUGAAACAGACACAUCAUCAGCCUACAGCAGAACACAUCUUAACAUCAUCGUAGUGCCCUCUAUAGGACCGGAGGAAACUUUCGUCCGAGCGUCAGUGGAUGUAGCCGCCGCAAAAGUUGGAACGGUUCUGCUAAGUCCUGAAGAUCACAACGUGCUUUUGAACCCCGUCAUACAGCACGUCAGCAUGCUCACGCCUGGGCAGCACAUUGCUGCCUCAACACCAGGGGGCAGCCUAGAGCACCAGACGGUUUUACUCCCUGAAGAAAGCACCUUUCAGACAGUUGAAACUGCCACUCAGACCAGUGGUGCUACUCAAGACUUCAUCACUUCCUGCUCUGGCUCGGCUUCAGACGCCACCCACACCUUCAUCACUUCUUGUUCUGACCUUGAAAGCCUUCAUACGCUCAUUCAGGAAGGAGGAACUGAAGUUACUGUGGUAACAGAGGCGAAUCCCUCGAUCGCCACCACUAAAGAAACCCUGAACAUUGAUGGCACAUCUCAUGAUGUGUCUAAGCAAGCAGAAGAGGCCUUACCUGAAGAUACUUUAGAUAUUAGUCCACCAGGGGUCGUUCUUGUUCAAAGUCUUCCCCUGACCAUUUCAGCACAAGACCAACAAGCUAACAUAUACCAUCUUUCACCUCACCACAUAUUUUCAGACUCCAAUGCAGUUGAUAUCAGUGACGAUUCAUAGUUGCGCAAAUAAUAAAGGGAUAGUUCAAACAAAAAUGAUCAUUCUCUCAACAUCCAUUCACCCUUAUGCCAUUUCAAACUGGUUUGGUUUUCUUUCUUCUUUGGAACACGAAUAUAUUUUGAAGGAUGAAUGAGGUGGUUUUGUGAAUACAAUUUAAGUCAACGGUGUACAAAAAUAUGGAGCCCCUUAAAGGGCAGUGCAGGAUUUUUUUUUCUGAAAUAGUUUUGCAUUCGCUUGCAAUAAAUUUACCAUGGUUUUACUGUAGUCAUACUGUAGUAAUCAUAUUUUUUGGUGCAAACCAUGGCUUUACUAUAGUAGUAACUAUGGCAGUUCCGAGUUUUUUGGUGGAAAAAUGCUUUUACUAUAGUAAUAUUGUUUACUAUUGUUUACAGUGAUUCUUUGUGUCUUUUUGGAGCUUUAAAGUUUUGGACCCCAUUGACUUGCAUUGUAUGGACAGAACCACCUCAUACAGUACAUCCUUCAAAAUAUUUUCAUUGGUGUUCCGCAGGAGAAGGAAAGUCAUACAAGUUUGUUGGUUAAUGAUGAGAUUAUUGCCAUUUUUGUGUGAACUAUUCCUUUAACACAAUUUGACUUUGAUAUCAUUGCAUUUGUUAAAGUUGAAUAAUUUGUGUCUAUGUUGAAAGAGUCAGAGUAAGUUGUUUUUUCUGUUUUUGAGAAGAAAUGAAAGGUUUCUUUCCUGUUGUUUGUAACUUCCACAGAAGUUUCAUAUUUAAGUUACGCAUCAAACCAAAUGAUGACCUUUCCAGUUUUAUAUUUUAUAUUGAAAUAAAUGUGUUCCCCAUUUUCAUUGA